Molecule: messenger RNA, 2113 nt
Organism: Benincasa hispida (wax gourd)
Lineage: Eukaryota; Viridiplantae; Streptophyta; Magnoliopsida; Cucurbitales; Cucurbitaceae
Product: Tetratricopeptide repeat (TPR)-like superfamily protein
Molecular function (GO): protein binding
Source: RefSeq, a predicted model, not a curated record
UAAAACAAUUCUAGAGCCUCACCUUCACUUUCCCCAAUAUAUAAGCUCUUGUAAUUCAAAGUGUAGCUCAAAUUUUACCGCGCAGCCAAGCUUCCCCUGUUUCUUCACAGUCGUUUUCAUGGUAUCCCAUGGCAUCUCUUUCUUCUAUUGCAAGAAGGCUCUGUAGGAACCAUCCCUUGCAAUUCCAUCAACUCCGUCACCUCAUCUAUUUCCAAAUCCCCGAUUCGCCCUUUCAGGCAUUUCAUCGAACAAUUUGUCUGCAUUCUCAGGCUGCUCGUCAAUUCUCAGCUCUUCCAUCCGUUUCUCAAAAAGAUGGCCACCCAUUUCACUUUGAUACAGGAAGAUUCCAAAACUAUCGCCCAAAUGAUGCGCGUAAUGCUCAAUUCGUCGAAUUGCUCAAACGGGUCGCCCGUUUGCCAUCGGAAGCGGAGGCUGUUGCUGCAUUGGACGAGUUUGAUGUACAGGCAGAUCGGCAUUUGGUGUAUUCGGCAAUUUGGGUGUUGAGGGAUGAUUGGAAAUCGUCAUUUCUAGCGUUCAAAUGGGGUGAGAAAUGGGGAUCUGUUGAUGAAGAGAUUUGUAAUUUGAUGAUAUGGGUGUUGGGCAAUCAUAAGAAAUUCAGUACUGCAUGGUGUUUGAUUAGAGAAUUGCAUGGAUCCGUGAUGGAUUCGAGGCAAGCGAUGCUUGUUAUGAUUGAUAGGUAUGCAUAUGCAAACGAGGCAAGUAAGGCUAUUAAGACAUUCCACAUGAUGGAGAAAUUUAGAUUGACUCCGGAUCAAGAGGCUUUUCAUGCGCUCCUCAGUUCUCUCUGUAAAUAUGGGAACAUCGAAGAAGCUGAAGAGUUUAUGUUUGUAAACAAGAAGCUUUUCCCUUUGGAAACAGAAAGCUUCAAUAUUAUUCUCAACGGCUGGUGCAAUGUAUCUGUUAAUGUGUUUGAAGCAAAAAGAAUUUGGAGAGAAAUGUCUAAAUGUUGCAUUUUGCCAGAUUCAACUUCUUACACCCACAUGAUUUCCUGUUUUUCGAAGACUGGAAACCUUUUUGACUCGCUUAGACUCUAUGAUGAGAUAAAGAAAAGGGAUUGGGUUCCAAGCCUUGAAGUCUAUAAUUCUUUAGCUUACGUGUUGACACGGGAGAAUUGCUUCAGUGAAGCUCUCAAAAUCCUUGAGAAAAUAAAAGAAAUAGGUUUGCAGCCAGACUCCACUACAUACAACUCACUUAUAAGUCCUCUGUGUGAGAUGGGAAAGCUGGACGAAGCAAAAGAUGUACUGACCAUGAUGACUGAGGACAAUAUCGGUCCAACGAUCAAAACCUACCAUUCUCUUAUUCAGGGUGCAGAUUCUGAAAUGAGCUUUGAACUUCUUAAGCAGAUGAGACAUGAUGGUUUAGGUCCUACAGAGGCUACCUUUGUUAUAAUGUUUAACAAGUCAUUUGAACUAGAACAACCGGAUUAUGCAUUGAAGACAUGGGUAGAAAUGAAGCGCUACAAGGUAUUGCCUAAUUCCGAACAUUACUCAAUCAUGAUACAAGGCCUUGCAACAUAUGGUCUGUUAAAACAGGCCAGAGAAUUAUAUGACGAAAUGACAUUGCAUGGAUUUAUCGCACAUCCAAAGAUUAAAAUGCUCCUGAAGGAACCAGACUUUGGUGGCAUUGAAGAAGCAAGACAGCAAGUGAGACAUAACAAGAAAGAUAAGUUCUUUUCUCAUAGAAAAGUGAGCAUGAUGAGAUGGAAAUCACAUAAACAACAAUCUACAGAGGAUGCAUCAUUUGAGUAGCUGGAAGAGGAGAGCACUCGCAUGGGCUACUAAGGAGAAAAGAUACGACAUCGUUUUUAUUCUAUUUACCUUUUUGCCUCUUUUGAAGGUAUAGGCUGUUUACUGUUUAGUGGUUGGAUGACGAGAAAGGUUAAUUCCCAGUUGUCCUUUUUGUAGCUUCAUUUGUUGGAAUUGGCCAUGAUAAAAGCUCAUAAAUUCACUAGAAGUGCAACCUUUUCAAGCAUGGAUAGAGUUAUAAGGAGCCUUUUUUGAAUUAAGAGAAUAUUUCGAGCUUGUAUCGAUUAAGGUUGAGAAGCUUUUGUUUGGAUUGUAUGGAUGAAUAAGUAAAAAAGGGGGUUAAAUUA